This is a messenger RNA of Cinara cedri, 4699 nucleotides long. The record is from the annotation of a GenBank genome assembly. Lineage: Eukaryota; Metazoa; Arthropoda; Insecta; Hemiptera; Aphididae.
AUUGUUGUGUAAGAAUUGUUAAUUUUGUUAAAGAAAAUGUUUUUUUUUUUUUUUUUGUAAAAUAUGAAUUCAAUUUCUUUAAUCAUUUGCAAUAAUAGAUUUUUAUAAAAUAAUAACAUCAAUCUUUGAGUUUUGAAUUAUUGUGACUAUUGUUAAUUUUAGUUUUUGUUAGUAAUGGAAGAAGACACAGUUGAGUCGAGUGCUUUAAAAGUUAAUGCCGCAGAGAAUAAAGAAAAAAGUUAGUAAAUAAAAUUAUCUUAAUACAUUAUUUAAUGGUUAAUAACAAUUUAAACUUGGUACUUAUCUGAACUAUAAGUUUAUCUACUAUUUUUGUUUACUGUACCAAUUAUUUAAAUGUCACUUUUAAUUUAGGUAGGUGUCAUUAAUGCUAAUUAUGUAACAUUUUUAUUCAAAUAAUUGAUUAUUUAUUGAAUUUUUAAACUUUUUUCUUAACGUAUGCUGUGUUUUUUAUGAGUCAUAUUAUACAUUUAAAUUAUUAUGUUAAUAUAUUACUCCAGGGAUUGUCAUCUACCCCUCAAUCUUUCUAGGAAUAUUGGUUGAUCGUAAUAAAAAUUAAUUUUACCAUUAUUCGGUCUUUCGCGUUGUAAAUAAUCGGAUAAUAAAAUAUUAUUUUUGUAAUCUUCAGCACUUAUGAUACCUUGGAAUUUUCGAAACAUGCAAAUACACAAAUCUACGAGUCAAUACUCAUAUAACUUCAUUUUUUGGUUCAAUUUGGCCAUGUGAAUCUACAUUUUCGAGUAUAAAAAAAUCGAAGAACAAAUAUCAGUCAAGAAUGAAACAGAAAUUCGGAUUCAAGUUUAUGAGCAACUGUUUCUAAUUACACCCUAGAAUUCUCAAAAUGUGCAGAGAAUCAAUGUCAAAUAUCACAUAAGAUAUAAAAAAAAUGUUUACAGAUUGUUUCCAUUAAAAUUAACUUCAAAAAAAUGUAGGUAUACAGUAGAAUUCACUUAAUGAGGACACCGCAUAAAGGGGACAACCACUGAAUGGGAAUAAAUUGGCAUAGUCCCGAAGUAAUGUAUUAGUUUUAAGCAAUUUAACUUUGUUUAUUGGUGAUAAACUAUCAGUUAUAAGGAACAUAUAUAUUUAUAAAUACCUAUUUUCUUAUCGAAAUUGCUAAGAGAAGUUUGUAAAAUAAGGUAAGUGAUGCUGACAAAGACAAUGUGGAUUCAGUCAAAAUUACAACUAGAAAAGCAGAAAAGAGCAUUGAUCAGUUGAGAUUAUAUUUCAUGCAAAAUGGAAAAAAAAAUGCCCAGACAACUUCACUAGAUGUUUGUCAAUAAACAAAAUCUUAAUAAAUUACACAAAUGAACAAUUUUCUGCAGCCUAUCAAAUUUUAAAUUGAUUAUGCAUGCACAUAUUUUUUACAAAAAUGAUUUGGUUUAUCAAUUAAUUUAUAAUAUAUGUGUAUAAUAAAUCAAUCAAUUAAUUAAUUAAUACUACUACUACUGUUUAAUAAUACUUCUCUUAAUAUUUUGUAAAAAAAGUUAUUAUUUAUGUAUGUAAGUAUAUGCACUUUAAUGGUUUUUUCAAUUUUCUUUGUUUAAUCGGUUAAUUGGGACAGUCAGAUAAUGGGGACAAAUAGGUUACUGCCCGAUGUGUGCCCGUUAAGCGGAUUGUACUGUAUAUGUAUAGUAUAUACCUACAGUGUAAACUUACUCUAUACCUACUGAAUGUAUUUAAAAAUAUAAAUAAUAUUACCAAAAUUUAAAUUAUUAGAGGUUGACUAUCUUAAUCUAAGUCAAGACUUAAAAAACAAUUGAAUGUUGUUCACAAGUUGGAAAAGGUGGGCGACCCUUGUACUACAGUAUACUUUUUAUUGCCACUAUAUGUUUUUAAUCAAGUUUUGCAAAUCAUUACACUUCUAAAAAUACUGAGUAUUCAAUCCAAUCCUAACCAUGAUUGAUUGAAUUCCUUCAGAUUUUCCUAUAUUAAGAACUCCCCAUCUUCUUUGUUUCCCCAAGGAAACUUAGCAAAACAGUAAGUGUGUAAAAGAGACUGUAAACGCUUAAAAUGUAUUAUUUAUUUUUUUCACAUCAUGUUCAAUAUAAUAUUAAAAUAUACCAAAGUACAUUAGAAUUGAGGAUAAAAAUGUCCUUGACUAUAGACCACACAAGGAAUAAAAAGCUCCAGGAAAGGAAUAGUUAUUGGCACUUUAAGAAAAAAAAAUUAUUUUUGAAAAGGCCUGGAAAAUAGCCACCCGAUUAUAAAUUAAUGUAAUGUAUUAAAAAAAAAAAAAAUUAUAUUUGUUGUUUUUAUGUGUAUAAUAAACCACCUAAUAUAAUCUAUGUUUUUAAUAAAUCUGUUUUAGAACAUUUGUAGUAGGUAACAUUAUUUUUCAUUGCUAUUAAAAAAAAAUCUAAAGAAAAACUUUAAAAAAAAUAUUUUUAAAACUUUCAAUUACAGAUUCAUUUUUAUUUCUCAAUAGGUAUUAAUUUACAAAAAAGAAUUUAUUUUCUUAAUAUUUUUUUUUACCAGGGCUAUUUUUUCCUAUUACUGGUACAUUAAUGUAUAUGUGUAAGCAUUUAAUAUGAUUUAUUGAUUUAAAAAUUAUUUUAAUUUUAAAUAUUUAUUUGUUUGUCUUAGUUGAGAUAUUGUUAAAAGCCACUGGUAAUGCACCGAUUCUAAAAACAAAAAAAUGGAUGGUUGAAAAAGAAAAAACUGUUGCUGCAAUAAUUGAAUUUUUACGAAAACUGUUGAAACUAGAUUCAUCUGAUGCUUUAGUAAAUAUACAGUACAAAUUUUGUUUAUAACUACUUUAUUUUGUAUAAACCAUACAUAAUUAUUUUAGAUUCUGAGUUGAGUAAGGAAUGUAUUUGUUUUAAAAUGUUUAUUUUAUUUAUUUUCUGUGAUCAACUUUUCUACCAGUACUAAUUGCUCCAAUUUACAAUGAUAGCAUUUUUUCUGAAAGGAAAUCUGACUGAGGUAGUAUUUCAAUUCAAUUGGAAAAAUCAAAUUACCCAAUAAAUGGGAAAAAACAUAAGAAAAAAAGGUUUAAAAUAUAUUAUAAAAAUAUUAUUAAAGAAAAUAUAUAAUGCAUUAUGCAAUUUUGUCAUAAUAUGACAUAUGUAUAUAUAUAUAUUGACAAAGUAGUACUAUUUAAGUAUUAACCAAACUCUGCUCAGAAUCGUUUUUUGCUAACAAUGGUUAAUUGUGUACAGUUUUACAUUUAAUUUCCCCUCUACCUUCUCAACUUAUCACAUCCAACAGUGUUCCCCCUUGUGCAAAACAUGUUAGUCUUUUUAUUUUUAUAUUCAUUGAGAAAAAAGUCAAAUUUAUUAACAACUCAAAAUAUUAAAUUAUUAAAUGUUACAUUUAUUAUGAUUAUAAAUAAAUUAGAGUUCUUUGCAGUUUUUUUAAAAAAUAUAUAUUGCUAGAUUUACAAAUUUUAAAAAUUACAAUUUAUUAAUUCUUAUAUUAACGGGUUUUUAUGGGUGCAAUAUACUAAAAAAACUGUGUAUAUCAAUUAAUAAAACAUAAAAAAAUAUAUAUUAUUUUUAUGUCUUUGUAGUUUUUAUACAUAAACCAAGCAUUUGCACCAUCACCCGAUCAGACGAUGAAAAACCUAUAUGAUUGUUACAGCACAGAAGGUCGUCUUAUAUUGCAUUAUUGUAAAACUCAAGCUUGGGGCUAAAAUUAAACAUUCACAGAAUAUUAUAUUUAAAUUUUUAUCAAAUAGAAUAAGUUUUUUUUUUCUAUUUAUUAUUAGUUUAUUUUUAAAACUGUUUAAUAUGUACACAUUUGUUUGAUAAAUAAAACUACUUAUUAUUGUUAAUUUAAUGUACCAAUGUAUAAAUCCUAGUUUUUAAAUUACGUAUUGUAUUUAAUUUAUAACAACACAUUUAAGCACCAUAGGUUAUGUGAUCUUUACACUUUUAAUUUAAUAUAUUAAAACAAACUCAGUUAUAAAAAUUUAAUAAUGUCUUUUUAGUUGCACAAUGAAAACAGUCUAAAACGUCACAUGUUGCCAUACAAAAUAAAUAAAACAAUCUAAAACGGACCUCCAAGGUACCAAAAAUUUAUAAUCAUGAUAGCUUUAUUUUUUACAGGCAGAUUUUAUUGUAACUUCAAAGGUAUUUCUAAAAUUGUUAUUUUGGCUUAUAAGAACAAUUUAUUUAUUUCCCAAUUAAAUUUGUUUACCAAAACUCCUAUAUAAGACAUAUGACAAUAUCACAUUAGUCUUCUAAUGCCUGAUCACAAUUUCAUGAGUGCUCAAUGGCCAUCAUUUAUUUAUCAAUCAGUCCCUUUCAAUUCUGGUACCAAACUGUCCACUUAUUUUUAGUUCCUAUUCUAUUCUAUUUGAGAGCACGUAAAAUGUUUGAAGAUAUAGGCUUGGAACUGUAUUUUUGGAUAUAGCCCUCCUAUUUUAAAUUAGUAACAAUAAUUCAGAAAGGUAAGUAUUUGCUGGCUGCUGUAAAUAAUUUCUCAGUACAAUAUUUCAGUUGUUUGGUUAUCAAAUUGUGAAUAUAACUCAAGUUUUCAUAAAAUUAAAAACUACUGCCAAGAAUUUAGGGCUAUUCAUACAUCAUUUAACCAUUCACAAAGCUUUAGUAUAUUUCCGUUUAAUACGCUAAAUCAUCAAAAUAACAGUAUUAUCUCAAACAGUACCAGUAAAGAAGACUUUGAUUUUACUCUCAGGAUUGAUGAAAAAGUAUCCAGAAAACAUAUUUAAAUAUACCAA